This is a messenger RNA of Brettanomyces bruxellensis, 1629 nucleotides long. RefSeq lists its product as uncharacterized. The record is from RefSeq and is a predicted model, not a curated record. Lineage: Eukaryota; Fungi; Ascomycota; Pichiomycetes; Pichiales; Pichiaceae. The transcript has a single exon. Bases 1 to 1629 code for a protein of 542 amino acids.
AUGGGCUUCGAGAUACCCGGAAUCGGGUAUGAUUACACUGUUAAAUAUGUGAACAGUAACUGGAGAAAGAAGAGAAAAAUUCAAAGCGAUAAUUAUGGGCUUCCAAUUGUGGCCCCAACGGUUACAAACCAGCCAUACAGUUAUUGCCCAUUAAUUCCACCGACUGAGGUAUAUGACUUUAAUAUGCUAUACACGGACGAUUGGAACAUCAGACUUGGUAUGGAUGAGGGUAGGAAUUGCGAUUUGCGUGCACGAAGGAAUUCGGUUUUUGGCGGAUUUAAUUCGUACGAUAUGAAUAUUCCGGAAGAUGUUAUUACAACAACUGUCGGAAACGAGAAUAACAAAAGCUUGGUUUCAAACCCUCUUCAAAUUAAUACAAAUUACAAAAGUAUUAAGUCGGAAACUGCUGAAAAUAUGCAGAUGCAAUCGACACAUGUUUCGGGAUCUGUGAAAAAGAAGUCAACUGAAAAAGUGCUGCCAGUUCAAGAACCGCAGAAGCCGAAACAACUUGUUAAUCUACCAACAGAGAUCUUAUUGCGGAUAAUAGCACUUUCCAAAAAUGUUCCAGGAUUGCUACAAACAUGUCGGUUUUUCUUUGACUUUGUUGUGUUGCAUCAAGCACAUAUAUAUCGACUGUUAAUUGAGUAUUACUAUCUGACUAAGAUAAAGUGCUCCGUCACUUUUGGAUCCAUUAUCAAGGCAAACAGACUUACCGAUGAAGAACAUAUACAGAACUCCAUGGCUUUUACCAUUGAAGAUAUGGAAAAGAGAAUGAAACAUCAUCAGGAACAGCAAAGGAAAAGAAGACGCAGUAGUGUCCACUACCAAAGUAAGGAUAUCAUAAUUGUCCUUGAUUCAGAAUGUCUUCUGCAACCAUUUAUGUCAUAUAAAUUGUUCAGAGCAUUUACGAUUGAUGCGAUUCUUCCGGCAUUUAAGAUCAAACAGCUGAGAUCUGAAGUUGAACAUUCUGUAGGUGCCUUACAACAAAAUUUGUUAAGCUCUUAUCAGACGACUUUCGUUGGUACGGACAGAUUAAAUAAAGCAGAGGUCCUAAAGAAGUUUGUCAAUGAAUCAGAAAUUCCAUUUCCGUACCUUGAUCCGAGUAAUCCAUCCAAUUUGGAUUAUCUUGGUGAGGAUGAUUAUGUAGAUAAGCUUCGUCUAGUGAAGAAAAUUAUGCUACUGCAUCCAAAGUUUGAAAAUAUUCUACAAGAUAUCGUUUACUUUUUGAUAGAGUUAAACAUUAAAGUGAAGGAAGUCAUGCCGUCAGACGUUGAAUUCAACGAUAUUAGACUAAAAUUAAAGGAUAUGAAGGUUUUGAUUGGGGACCAAGUUGAGCAUUUAGGAGUGUCACAGGAUGAUACAUCUGAGACCGACGGGGAGGAUAAGAAGAAGUUUGUUAUUACAAGUCCUGAACUUGUACUGAGUAUUCUGAUGAAGGCAGGAAAAAAAUGGUCAAAAAGUCUUUUGAAGUAUGUCUCUAGGGAUGCAUUGCAGGAAAACGAACAUUUCUGGACGUGUAUUAUGGAAAGCAAAAGACUUGAUUAUGUCAAAUGGUUGGAGAAAUAUGCCCACUUGAGUCCAAGUGCGGGAGUUCUUAACAUUUUGGCAAGAAAUUCGCAAGGUGAAUAG